Messenger RNA from Racocetra persica, 166 nucleotides. The record is from the annotation of a GenBank genome assembly. Lineage: Eukaryota; Fungi; Glomeromycota; Glomeromycetes; Diversisporales; Gigasporaceae.
UGAUCCAUAUUAUGUUAAUGUUCCUCCUGGUAGACCACAGAAAGCGAUCAGCGUUGCUGCUAUUGUUGCUAUUGUUAUCAUAUGUCUGGCAGUACUCAUUAUUGCUAUUCUUUUAUUCUUGAAACGUAAAAAAAUUGCGAAGUGGUGGAAGGACCGAAAACACUAA